AUGCGUUCUUUCGUGACUCUCUUGCUAUUUGGGCUGGCUGUAUCAGCAGCUAUCACGAACGAAACCACGUAUGAUUAUGUCAUUGCUGGAGGUGGUACAACAGGCCUAGUCAUUGCAAACAGGUUGAGUGAAGAUCAAAACAAGACAGUCUUGGUCAUCGAAAAUGGCGCUCUCAGCAACAGCACCCUCUCCAGCAUCCCCGGAAAUUCAGGUGGCUUGAACCUCGCAGCCAUGUACGACAUCUAUAGCGCUCCAGUCCCAGCCCUCGGUAAUCAGACAUUUCUGGUAACUGUCGGUAACGUCGUUGGUGGCGGCUCAUUCGUAAACGGCAUGCAAUUCGAUCGCGGUGCCGAUGCCGACUACGAUGCUUGGGCGGAGCUGGGAAACAAAGGCUGGGACUGGCAGGGUCUGAAACCGUACUUUAUGAAAAGCAAUCACUUCGACGCACCAUCAAAUGAGACUACCGAGGAAUUCGGCAUCGAGUAUGAUGUGAAGGCCUACGGAAGUGGCCCGCUCAAGGUUUCUAUUCCGGACUACCAGUUUCCUGAUAUGAAGACCAUAUAUCACUCUUGGGAUAAUGUUGAUAUUCCUCAUCCGCAAGAAGGUUUCUCGGAGCCUGUUGGUCAUUAUUGGUCGCCAAACUCGAUUGACAAAGCCACUGCUAUGCGUUCUACCGCACGCACAGCGUACUAUGAUCCCGUCGUGUCGCGUAAGAAUCUCAAGCUAUUGACGGAAACGCAUGUUGACGAGAUCACUUUCUCAAAGGACAAGGCUGGUGUCUUGAGAGCGACUGGAGUCAAAUAUACGCCAAAGAGUAGUAACGAGCAGACUCAAGUCUUCGCAGCAAAAGAAGUCAUUCUCGCCGCUGGAGGUGUGUUUACACCACACCUGCUCAUGUACUCUGGUAUUGGACCCAAAGAUGUACUUGAGGCCGCAGGUGUUACUGUCAAGAAGGACCUCCCAGCAGUUGGCUCCAAUUUCCAAGACCAUAUUGCCAACUACAUGAAUUUCGAUCUGCAAAACCUAGACACAGAGAACAUGGGUGCCCUCAGCACCAACGCGACUUUCAACCAAACAGCAUACGCCGAGUAUUCAAAGUCACGCACUGGUCCCUAUUCCACCGGCAAAUCCAACGGCCUCAUCUUCCUCGCCCUCCAACACUUCUCCCCAUCCUUCAACGCCACAGUCUCAAAACUCCAUUCUCAAACAGCUACACACUUCCUCCCAGAACGCUACUCCACCAACGCCCAACUCCUCGCCGGCUUCACCGCCCAACGCGCCAUCCUCGCCACGCAAUUCUCCCGCACCACCGCCGCCGUCGGCGAAAUCGUAAUCCAGCCCGGCGGCCUCUCCGGCAUCGCAAACAACAAACCCCUCUCUCGCGGCACCAUUACACUAAACACCACGCAUCCCGCUGCCUACCCCAUCGUCCAAUGGAACACCUUCCAAAACCCCAUCGACGCAGACGUCAUGGUGGCGCUCACGCGAUUCAACCGUGCUCACUGGGCAUCCUCACUCGCACUUUCUCGCUACAGCCCCGUGGAAACCAGCCCGGGGGCGCAGUAUCAGAGCGACGAGGAGAUUAUCCAGGGAAGUCUAAGGUCAGGGUCGCUGCAACCGUCGUUUGCGCAUCCGAGCGGCGGGUGCAGUAUGAUGCCGGAGGCGUUGGGGGGUUGUGUUAGCGAUGAGUUGUUGGUGUAUGGAGUGCAGGGGUUGAGUGUUGUGGAUGCGAGUAUUUUGCCCAUGAUUCCUGCGGCCCAUUUGCAGGCCACUAUGUAUGCGGUUGCGGAGAAGGCGGCGGAUUUGAUAAAAGGGAGGGGUUAA
Molecule: messenger RNA, 1824 nt
Organism: Bipolaris maydis ATCC 48331
Lineage: Eukaryota; Fungi; Ascomycota; Dothideomycetes; Pleosporales; Pleosporaceae
Biological process (GO): secondary metabolite biosynthetic process
Molecular function (GO): oxidoreductase activity, acting on CH-OH group of donors; flavin adenine dinucleotide binding
Source: RefSeq, a predicted model, not a curated record